Molecule: messenger RNA, 1109 nt
Organism: Pistacia vera
Lineage: Eukaryota; Viridiplantae; Streptophyta; Magnoliopsida; Sapindales; Anacardiaceae
Product: calcineurin B-like protein 3
Exons: 10
Coding region: 251-931 (226 amino acids)
Biological process (GO): calcium-mediated signaling
Molecular function (GO): calcium ion binding; kinase binding
Source: RefSeq, a predicted model, not a curated record
AACAAAAAAAAGUUUUCUUUUUUUCUUUUUUCUAAAAUCUCAAUUUCUCUUGCUUUUCUCUGCAACCAAACGGAUCGCUACGCUCUUGUUAGUUGUUUAAUCCUUGUUGUUGCUAGAUCUGUUCGCUUGUUUAUUUGCUUUGAGAGUGUUGGGAGUUACAGGUUUAAACAAACUAAGGGGGUUGGUUUUGGGUGAAGAGAAACAGGAAAUGGUUAAAAGGUAUGGAGUGUUUUGAUGUGCAGAAACUAUCAUGUUGCAGUGCAUAGAGGGAUUUAAGCAUGUCUGUGCUUCCCUAUUGCGGUGUUGUGAUCUUGAUUUGUACAAACAGUCAAGAGGCCUUGAAGAUCCUGAAGUUCUAGCAAGAGAGACAGUGUUUAGUGUAAGUGAAAUCGAGGCACUUUAUGAACUCUUUAAGAAGAUCAGCAGUGCUGUGAUUGAUGACGGGUUGAUUAACAAGGAGGAGUUCCAAUUGGCGUUAUUCAAGACAAACAAAAAGGAGAGCUUGUUUGCUGAUCGGGUUUUUGACUUGUUUGAUACAAAGCACAACGGAAUACUAGGUUUUGAAGAGUUUGCUCGUGCUCUGUCUGUUUUCCAUCCAAAUGCCCCUAUUGACGAUAAAAUUGAGUUUUCUUUUCAACUUUACGAUCUCAAGCAACAAGGUUUCAUUGAGAGGCAGGAGGUGAAGCAAAUGGUAGUAGCUACACUUGCUGAAUCUGGUAUGAACCUUUCAGACGAUGUUAUAGAAAGUAUAAUUGACAAGACCUUUGAGGAAGCAGAUACAAAACAUGACGGGAAGAUUGACAAGGAAGAGUGGAGAAGCCUCGUUUUGCGACAUCCUUCCCUUCUGAAGAAUAUGACCCUUCAAUACCUCAAGGACAUCACCACAACGUUCCCAAGUUUUGUGUUCCAUUCGCGAGUUGAGGAUACCUGAACGCCGUCAAGCUCAAAAUUCAUUGUUUAAUUAUGUUUUGUUUCUUUGUAGACAAUAUGGCUCUCGCGUAUGUGAAGGGCCUUAGAGAGAGUUUGUGCAUUGUAUUAGUUGCUUUUUUAUUGAUUUUUGAUUGCGUGUAUUUAUUUUCAAAUACUAGUAUUUUAUUUCCUUUUGGGUA